Messenger RNA from Scophthalmus maximus (turbot), 7483 nucleotides. RefSeq lists its product as uncharacterized. NCBI's taxonomy places the organism in Eukaryota, Metazoa, Chordata, Actinopteri, Pleuronectiformes, Scophthalmidae. The transcript has 8 exons. Bases 3937 to 5631 code for a protein of 564 amino acids. The record is from RefSeq and is a predicted model, not a curated record.
CCUGCCACGGACUCUGUCUGAGCAGACUUCAAUCCUCCUCAGUCAACUGAGCUAAGCUGCACAGAACAGAAGCGCCUGUCGUCUGUCUCCUUCUUUCUCCUCUUUUUACAGGGUUUGUCUGCUGGUCAUUUGGAAAUGGAACAAUAUUUCAUUCACUGACUGACAUUUGUGUUAAAGUAAAUCAUUGUGGAGCCAUGCUGAGAUCAUUUGAUUACUUUUUUGACUGGAUAAGAUGGAUGUCAUCAAGCUCUGAAGAGCAACGGCGACUGGAUUUGAAGGAAGUGGCCCAGGCUGUGAUUAGGCCACUAAAGAGUGGGCUCCAUUCCUUCAACAAUGUCUCAGAGAUGCUCCUCCGUGUCAAUGCAGACAUUGUCCUUCCUGAUAGCCAGACUUUUCGUGACAUUAGACAAGAGAUUGAGAACAUGAAGCAGCGGAUGGAAGAGUCGGAGCUGGUAGCCAGAAGAGAGCUUCAGAAGCUUGAUAGGGAGACUGAACAUCUCACUGCAGAGCAGAGUCGUUUAGCAAAAGAGAAAAGGCAGAAAGAGCUUAAGAUAGAAGGCUUAAAAAUACAGCUGGAGUCACAUAUAUCCUCUCUGGAGAGUUACAAAGGAGCUCUGGAGAGAGCGAGGGAUAACCUGAAGUCAGCAGAAAACACCCGAGAUAGAAUGAGAGAUAGGAGAGAUACCGCAGAGACCGUAAGGAAUGUUGGGAUUGGUGUCACGUUAAUCCCAUUUGUGGGGUGGGUUGCUGGACCAAUUAUGAUUGUGGCUGGUGAGCACGAGAGGAGCAUGGCCUCUGAUGCUGUGGACAGCGCUAAUAGGGAGAUAGAGAACUGUGAAUCUCAGGUUAGCUCAUACUCCCAAAAAGUGUCUGAGUACAAUUCCUCGAUUUGUCAAGCUCAGCGUGAAAUCCAAGAGGCUGACAACAAGAUUCGUGAGGUGGAGGCCACACUGCGGAGUGUGGCUGUGAAGAGGGAGGCUGUUUCUAAUGUUCAACAAAAAGUGAGAUGUGCUGUCCAUCAGCUGGGGAAGCUGUGUGGGGUGGGGAACGUGGCAGAGCUUCAGACCAAACGCCUAAUCCUGUUUGAGCCUAUGGUGAAGGUAAUGGAGGAAAUGACCACAGCACUGAGUCAGAUCGCUGGAAAUGAGCUGCUGCACACUGAGGGCAUAAACAGCUUGAUGUGGGACAUUAAAGUAAAACAGAAGAGACUAAACCAACUUGUUGCCACCAAUAAGAGUAUUGGUGAGGAUUAUUACUGAUUUGCAUUUCUCUCAGUCAUUGCUGCAUGUUAGUAAGUUGUCCUUUUUACUUGUUGAGCUUCCUAAGUCUCCCUUUGUUGAAAGUAGCAGGACAGAAUGAACAGAAAUACUAGUAGUACUGAUGUGAUGAAAUGAGACUAGAAGUUGAAAUGAAAAGAAAAAGUUUCACCUGCUUUUCUUGAUCGGGUAUUGAAAUGCUCUGGGCCUAAAGAGGAGUGACAUGAACAGUCUGUUUUACACAUGUACUGCUAAAUAUCUAAAGUCAUAUCUUCAUGUCAAAUACUAUGUUGUGCAUUGGUAAGAGCAGAUUUGGAUAUUAGCAAGUUAUCAAUAAUUAUCAAACAAUUAUUAAUAAUAAUACAAAUAUUAUUAGAAACUAGUAAUCCAAAUAGGGGCUAAUUUACAGGAGUUAUUACAACAAAAUAUGAAAGAUAUAUCACAGACAACUUUUCUUUAAUUUUAAUAGUUUACUAAUCUUUAGCACGACUAAUUCACAAUCAAUAGCACUUAAAUAAAAUAUACAUCUAUCAUUAAUGUUAUUUCUGUAGUAGCGUCAUGUAUUGGAGUUCCUUUAGGAACUGAACAUGUUAGCCUAUGCAUACAAGCUAUAUUAUAUUUAAGCUGUGAAAUAUCAAUCUAUCCUAGAAAGUAAGACCCGUGGGCGGGUGAGAGCUGGAAUAUAGUAGAAGUGUUGUUUCCUGUUAUGAUCACAGCUGAAGGGUUAUUGCAAAGACCUUGUGUCAUUCUAAUGAAUUCCCCUCCCAGUUCAAAGCAGUCCAGAACCAUCCAUAAGUACACCCGUUCGAGGCGAUCAAAAGCUUUUUCAUCAUCUAAAGAUAAAAUUGCACAGUGUGAAACAAUGUCUGUGGAUGCAUAUCUUUUAGAUGAUAAUCAUGUCUUAAUAAAGCCUGUCUGGUCAUGAUGGACUAAUUUUGUAAUUUUUUUAAUAAUUUCAAACGAUAGGCUCGGACACCUGCAUAUACUUUAAUUUCCGAGUUAAGAUCCACAAGGGUCUACAAUUACUACAUCUACUACAAUUACUGAUCUCUGUUAGGUUUUUGAAUAACAGUUACUAUGGCUGAAUUAGCAUCACUGACAAAGGAACCCUUAUCUACUGAAAGCAAAAUCAUUUACAGAAAGAGCUGCCCCAGUUCCUUCCAAAAUGUCACAUAGAACUCAGGUGGGCUUCCAUCCCAACCAGGACAUUUACCUUGUUUUAUCCCUAUAAGAGCUUUGUUUAGAUCAUUUAAAGUUAUAUUUCUACAUAGAUCAAGGGAGGGAAGUUUCAGACCCUCGAGGAAGCCUGAACACUUCUCUCUAUCCAAAAUAACUUCUGAUGUAUAUAAGGAAUGAUAAAAUGGUCAAAACUCUGUAUUUAUAUCUUUAGUAGUUUUACAGAAGAUCUUACGGCUUUUAUGUUAGAGUAUUUUGAAAAUGUCUAUAGUUUCAAAGCUAGGCUUAGGGUUAGGUGGCUGGGCCUUGCUCCAAUAAAAUAAUAGGGCCUUCUUGUUUGAUGGAUAUCAAAUUCUGCUCUAGCUCUGAAAAGAGUAUUUAAUUUAGACUUAACAGACUAUUUAUUUUUUUUGUAUCUUUUUUGAAUCCCACCUGUUGUUGCGUUUGUUCCAGAGUAUUUAAUAGAGAUCAUAAUAAUUGAUUUGACCCAUUCUCCUCCUUUUUAAAUCAGAUGAGAAGGAGAUAGAAGUGUUUGGAAUGCAACCCUUGUCAGCAUACCACAUCAAGCGUAGGUCAUCCACGCUCAUCUGUGCUGCCAUAGCUUUCUAGUACUGUUAAGGAUACAUUCAGUUUAGGAACCACAAGAGAGUCACGGGUUUAAUCGACAAAGGCAGAUGCAGCAGAAUGAUAAUACUUGUUGGCAAAACGAUGGGCAUCAGAUUGUUUUAAGUGUGAUUCUUGUAUGAAAGCUACGUCAACCUGGUGUCUACAAAGAUAGUCUAAACCAGCAGCACGCUUAACAGGUCUGUUCAAACAGUUUAUGUUCCAGCUUGCAAUAUUUAUACAAGAAUUCUUUGUCAUAACAGACUGAUUGGGAAGUAGAAAACAUUUUCCUUUGAAAGAGAAGCCCAAAAGAAAAAAAGAAAAACCCAUACACAUUUCCCAAUAUAUCCCACUAGAGAGUGGGAUGCCCCCCCUUCCUAACAUAGACACCUGACUUUGAGAAAGCUGGCGAAGCAACAUUUGCCUCUGCUCUUCUCCCAUUCAAAAUAAAAUGUAAGCUAACGAAGUCCAAGAUUCUUUCGCAUAGCAAAAGAAAAGGAGAUAAUAAAAUAAAAGACAAAACAAAUGAAGUUCAUUAUUACUUGGCCAUCAUUGCCUUUCUAAUUAAUUAAACGAAGGGCAAAUAAAUGAUAAAUAGUCUGUUUUGUCCUUGUACAGUUCCGUUCACAUUUGAAAAAAGUAAUGGAAGUUGUGAUAAUUCCAAUUGUCAACAUCUUUGUCAAGUUCUUAUUGGUCAAAACACAACAUACCGGUGUUCCAGUUCAGUGGGUAGUGUCUUUACCCUGUGUGAAGAAACUCUUCGGCUUCCUUACUGGUGUUGAAGGUGUGUAUCUCUGAUCCGAGAAUCGGUUUAAGCUUGGCAGGGUACAGUAAGAACACUUUAUAGUCUUGUUUCCUGGCUUCCUCCGUGGUGUGGUGACUGUAGUCUGCUGAAAAGCGGAUGGAUUUGCCCUCGAUGGACAAAGGAGAUUCUUUAGCAGCUUUGAGGAUUCUGUCUCGGUCUGUGAACCAUAGGAUUUUGAAGAAGAGGGAGCGUGGUGGACCUCCGGGGGUGCGUUCAGGGCCAAUUCUGUGGGCAUUCUUCACCUCUAACUUUACCCCAGCCAACGUCAGAAACCAUUUGAGAAGUGCUGCGUUGAGAAAAGCCAGUGCAUUGGGUCCCUCGCUCGAUUCAGUAAAUUAUUGUGGAGCCAUGCUGAGAUCAUUUGCUUCCUAUUUGGACUGGAGCAGACGGAUGUCAUCAAGCUCUGAAGAGCAACGGCACCUGGAUUUGAAGGAAGUGGCCCAGGCUGUGAUUAGGCCACUAAAGAGUGGGCUCCAUUCCUUCAACAAUGUCUUAGAGAUGCUCCUCCGUGUCAAUGCAGACAUUGUCCUUCCUGAUAGCCAGACUUUUCGUGACAUUAGACAAGAGAUUGAGAACAUGAAGCAGCGGAUGGAAGAGUCGGAGCAGGUAGCCAGAAGAGAGCUUCAGCAGCUUGAUGGGGAGACUGAACAUCUCACGGCAGAGCAGAGUCGUUUAGUAAAUCAGAAAAGGCAGAAAGAGCUUAAGAUAGAAGGCUUAAAAAUACAGCUGGAGUCACACAGAUCGUCUCUGGAGAGUUACAAAGGAGCUCUGGAGAGAGAGAGGGAUAACCUGAAGUCAGCAGAAAACACCCGAGAUAGAAUGAGAGAUAGGAGAGAUACCGGAGAGACCGUAAGGAAUGUUGGGAUUGGUGUCACGUUAAUCCCAAUUGUGGGGUGGGUUGCUGGACCAAUUAUGAUUGUGGCUGGUGAGCACGAGAGGAGCAUGGCCUCUGAUGCUGUGGACAGCGCUAAUAGGGAGAUAGAGAACUGUGAAUCUCAGGUUAGCUCAUACUCCCAAAAAGUGUCUGAGUACAAUUCCUCGAUUUGUCAAGCUCAGCGUGAAAUCCAAGAGGCUGACAACAAGAUUCGUGAGGUGGAGGCCACACUGCGGAGUGUGGCUGUGAAGAGGGAGGCUGUUUCUAAUGUUCAACAAAAAAUGAGAUGUGCUGUCCAUCAGCUGGGGAAGCUGUGUGGGGUGGGGAACGUGGCAGAGCUUCAGACCAAACGCCUAAUCCUGUUUGAGCCUAUGGUGAAGGUAAUGGAGGAAAUGACCACAGCACUGAGUCAGAUCGCUGGAAAUGAGCUGCUGCACACUGAGGGCAUAAACAGCUUGAUGUGGGACAUUUCUACCCACUGCUCCUCCCUCCCCCUUACCCCUGCAUCUGCCGACCUCAACUCUCUCCCCUUCAACUCUUCCCGUCGUUCUACCCUCCUCCGCUCUUCCUUCCUUACCCCUGCAUCUACCUCUCUCCCCUUAAGACCCCGUCGUUCUACCCUCCUCCGCUCUUCCUUCCUUACCCCUGCAUCUACCUCUCUCCCCUUAAGACCCCAUCGUUCUACCCUCCUCCGCUCUACCCUCCUUACCCCUGCAUCAGCCGACCUCAACUCUAACCCCUUCAACUCUCCCCGUCAUUCUGCCCUCCACUCCUCUCCCUUCCUUACCCCUGGUUCUACCCUCCACACAGAGAGCAGAAACAGCUUGAUGUGGGAAAUUAAAGAAAAACAGAAGAGACUAAACCAACUUGUUGCCACCAAUAUGAGUAUUGAUGAUGAUGAUAAUGAUUAUUACUGAUUUGCAUUUCUCUCAGUCAUUGCUGCAUGUUUGUAAGUUGUCUUUUUUACUUGUUGAGCUUCCUAAGUCUCCCUUCGUUGAAAGUAGCAGGACAGAAUGAACAGAAAUACUAGUAGUACUGAUGUGAUGAAAUGGGACUAGAAGUUAAAGUGAAAAGAAACAGUUUCACCUGCUUUUCUUGAUCGGGUAUUGAAAUGCUCUGGACCUAAAGAGGAGUGAUAUGAACAGUCUGUUUUACACAUGUACUGCUAAAUGUCUAAAGUCAUAUCUUCAUGUCAAAUACUAUGUUGUGGAUUGGUAAGAGCAGAUUUGGAUAUUAGCAAGUUGUCAUAAUUAUUUAACAAUUAUUAAUAAUAAUAGAAAUAUUAUUAGAAACUAGUAAUCCAAAUAGGGGCUAAUUUACAGGAGUUAUUACUGAAAAAUAUGAAAGAUAUAUCACAGACAACUUCUCUUUCAAUAUAAUAGUUUAAUUAUCUUCAGCACGACUAAUUCACAAUCAAUAGUACUUAAAUAAAAUAUACAUCUAUCAUUAAUCUCUACUAAUCUAAACUGAUAACAAGAUAAGCUACAAACAUGAACUGUGCACAAGCAUAAACUGACUGUGUGUGUGUGUGUGUGUGUGUGUGCGCGCGCGCACUAGAUAGCAUAGACUAGGUGAAUUAAAGCGACCGCUAACCCACCCUUGCUAACGUAACAAGUAUGUGCGCGUGCACGAAUCACUGGUCACUGUUUUCAAGACACAAGAAAUUGUAUUUUAUGUUAAGGUCCAUACAACACAGUAUUUUGUUUUGUUAAUGAUGACACACAGCUGAAAUCAUAAAGUUUUGCCUCCUGUAUUUUAUUCUUCAUUGCCACUGUGAACUACCCUGUCCUGAAUUUCACCCAUUCUCAUGUGGUCACCCUAUUAUCUGUAUGACAUGUUCAAAUAACUACUUCUAGUAGUCAUAGUAGCACCAGCACUUGUAUUAUUACCAUUACAUUUGUUAUCCUGCUAUUUCAGUUCUUGUCCACUAUUGCUGCUGUUCAUUUCCAUUAUUGUUGGUGUGCGCUUUAUUGUAGCUUCUGGACUGUUAGCUUUUAUUGACUGUAUUAUAUUAGAUCAACUCAGUACCCCCAAUCACACGUGAUGGUUCAUGAAACGCAUAGGGAGUUGAAAACAAAAUGAAUAUGAAACAAUCAUAAUGAAAUCUUAAAAAUGUAAAACAUCUGGUCAAAUAAGCAGGCAGCUCAGAUAAAAUUUGGAAAUGUUUUUGGACAUAAAUACAUUUUGAUAAGGAACUGUAAAGAAGUCACUGACUCAGACUUCCAGAGCCUCGGGUCCCUAUUUGCAAACACCCCUAACCCCCUAACCCUGAUCCAGGAUCAAACCAUGCAACGGUUCAGAAGAGAUUGGAAGGUCUAAACUACCAACUGGAGCCAGGUCACGAAGUGCCUUGGAGUUAAUCAGGGCGAUCUUGAAGUCCAUUACAAGUCGGGAGACAGUGUAAACAGGUGUUGUGUUACGUGAUCAGGUGUCUUGGUUUUAGUGAGAAGCCCGGCAGCUGAGUUCUGUUCAGUCUGUAGUCGUUUAAAGGUUGUUUUGAUGAAGGCAAAGAAAAAGCAGCACCAAAAAUCAAGGAAAGAGGAUAUAAAAGCAUGUACAACACUUUCUGCAUCACAAACAUGUCAAAUACAUUUCUGAUAGAAUCCAGAUUGGACAAGUAUUUUGAUGUGCUGCUAAAAACUAGUUGCUAUCCACCAGGACCCAAGAGUUCUUACAACAGGCUUGAUAUGUUGUGACAGGUAACCAGAAGAUGGCAGUAUUUAUUUUGUGAUUUGCUGGGACACAAUAAAAAUAAUUUCUGUUUUAUAA